Molecule: messenger RNA, 1745 nt
Organism: Lutzomyia longipalpis
Lineage: Eukaryota; Metazoa; Arthropoda; Insecta; Diptera; Psychodidae
Product: membrane-bound alkaline phosphatase-like
Exons: 2
Coding region: 16-1647 (543 amino acids)
Biological process (GO): dephosphorylation
Molecular function (GO): alkaline phosphatase activity
Source: RefSeq, a predicted model, not a curated record
UAUUUGGGAAUCAAAAUGAUUUGGUUGCAGUGCUUGUGUCUUGUGUCUGUUGUUCUAUCUUCCCUGGCAAAUCCUGAGAUAUGUAAAGUUGAUCCGGAGAGUGAGAGAUGCAAGCAUUUAAAUCACGAAGAGUCUAUGCAUCCACGACCAAAAGAACCCGUGAAUGGACCCAGAUCAUCAGGGUAUCCAUGGGAAAAAUCAACGAACUACUGGAGAACUCUUGGAUAUCAGCACGUUGCAGAAAAGAUCAAUAGGAAAUUGAAUAUGAACCGUGCAAAGAAUAUUGUCUUCUUCAUUGGCGAUGGGAUGAAUUUGGCAACAAUUUUUGCAGCUAGAAUGGCUCUUGGUGGUGAAGAGAAGAAAGUUUCCUUUGAGGAAUUUCCCUACACUGGACUUGCAAAGACCUAUUGCGUGGAUGCUCAAGUAGCAGAUUCUGCUUGUACGGGAACAGCCUACAUGUGUGGUGUUAAAACCAACUACUACACCCUCGGUGUUAAUGCUAAGGUACCUCUAGGUGACUGUAAGGCUGGUCUGGAUCCUGCUACGCAUGUAGACAGCAUUUCCAAGUGGGCCCUAGAUGCAGGGAAGUCAGCUGGUCUUGUUACCACAACAGCCGUCACUGAUGCCUCACCUGCAGCUGGCUAUGCUCACAUAGCUGAUCGCCUGUGGGAGAAUGACUUUAUUGUACGCGAAAGUGGAUGUGAUCCGAAAAUUGUUAAAGAUAUUGCCAGGCAGCUUAUUCAUGGACCGGUUGGAAGUCGCCUAAGUGUUAUUAUGGGUGGUGGACGUGGUCACUUUAGGGAUGCCACGAUGCGUGAUGAGGAAGGUGGCUAUGGGUACCGCAAUGAUUCUCGCGAUUUGAUAAAUGAAUGGCUGCACGAUGGCAAAUCCAAUAAACACUACGUUUGGAAUAGGAAGGAUCUACUUAAUCUACCUGCAAAUACAGAGAGAGUUCUUGGACUCUUUGAAAAGGACCACAUGCAGUACUAUUUGGAAAGUCAAGCAAGACGAACGCAAAGCACUGAACCUACCUUGGAAGAAAUGACGAGGGUGGGAAUAGAUAUUUUAAAGAAGAACAAGAAUGGAUUCUUCCUAUUUGUCGAAGGUGGUAAGAUUGAUCUGGCACAUCAUGAUAACUUAGCUCGAACAGCCGUUGGUGAAGCAACAGAACUCCAUAAAGCUGUUAAGGCUGCAAGGGAGAUGCUAAGUGAAGAGGAUACACUGAUUGUUGUAACUGCGGAUCAUGCUCAUGCAAUGGACAUUUCCGGAUAUCCGACCAGAGGCAAUGAUAUCUUUGGUGAAGUUGAUCGUGAUGUAGCUAAAGACGGCAUGCCUUACAUGACACUCAGCUACACGACAGGAACUGAGUUUUCCGAUCAAGUGUCUGCCACAGGAGGACGAGUCAAUCCAAAUAAUUUCGACUACAGAAAAUGGUCAUCGUACUUUCCAUUUUACGUACCAAUGGACUCUGCUACACAUGCAGGAGAUGAUGUAGCAGUUUAUGCUUCUGGACCGUUUGCUCAUCUCUUCGAAGGAACAAUGGAGCAAAGCAAUCUACCCUACUUGAUGGCCUAUGCUGCCUGUAUUGGUGGUGGACCUAAAAAAGACUGUCCUAAGGUAUACUUUCAAGAGGAAGAGGGUACAUAGCAACGUACAUAGACGAUUUUUAGCAUAAUUUUACAGUUAUGCUACAGAAACAUACUUUGACAACAUAGAAGGAUCCUUUUAAUACACAAAUUAAUUUU